CAAGUAGCCAAAUUUUCUACGUCUGCCGUUAUAAUUCAUCCCUCAAACGAGAAAACCAAGACAAACAGAAUCCGGAAGGAAAUCUGUUUGAUUCUAAGGAAGUAGGAAAUGAACCAGAACGCAAAGAUGCAGCACCUCGAGCAACCUCUGUUGCUUCAGCACCACCAAGUUGAUGGGAGCUACUUCGACCACACAAGCAAAACUGGCACGGCAGAUUUGUCGUGUUGCAAGAUUAGAACCGCGUCGAAGCAGGACCAGGUAUUCGGGGCGAUAUGCAUCGCAAAUAUGUCUGGGUCUGGAAAGUUGUGAUGCUAAUAGUACAUGCAUCACAAACUGAUUCCAAUACGCAGCCACGCAUGAGAAAUUCACGAGCGCUUACGUCGUGCGCAACCAGCAUGAGAAAUCGCGUUUUUGUAUGACAGAGGGUUGACGUCGCUAUUCCACAACAUGCAUCACAGAGUUGAGGGGUAAUAUGCGAGUGCAGCAAUACAAAUCUCGCAAUCUUCCACAGCCAGACCUAUUUGCAUUUGAUAGGCGAUGCAGAAGAACUACGUCCUUCACGUAGAUGAUGACAAGAACAACGGCAAUGAAAAUAACGAUGAGGAAUAUGUUGAGUUCGAAAACAGUCGGAGCAGGUCCCCCCAACUUGUACCCCCGCCAGGAGCGCCCGCGCGACGGAGUUUCGCGAGCAAAGUAGCGCUGCAGAAACGGCUGUUAGAUUUCCUUUACCUGCUUAUCGUGCGGAAAAAUCCCCCCUCCCCAUAUUGAAAAGGUAUGUUUCCGAAAAUUUGUGUUGCUGCUUUGAGGUCACAAAUCGCAUUUGUCUUGCAAGAAGACAAGGGCAGAACAAGCUUCCGCCCCAUUAAUAGGGAAGCGAUUUGUCAUGCUGUUGGGCCUAAAGGGGAGCCGUUUGCCAUGCUGAACAACUAGACCCAUACGCCCCCACCUUGCCUGGGGAUCUGGCCGCAGUGCCUCUCUGCAAUACAAAGCUGAUUUGUGUACACAAAUCCAGCAUCAGAAAUUCCGUUUUGAUAUGGGGAGGGGGGAUUUUUCCUUUCGAUACUGCUGUCGAUGUGUCUCGUCGGCUUAACCUCGAACAUCGUGUGCAGCCUGAUCGUAUCAAAUGCAAAUAUGUCUGGAUGUCUGGAAGGAUCCGAACUUGUGAUGCGUGUUGCGGAUCAUACAAAGAUCUGUGAUGCAUGGCAUGCAAAUAAAGGUGCCCACUUCUGGCCAUGCUGAUGUUGAAAGGGCAUUUCUCAUGCAGGAUGGGCAUCACCAAGACCAAGAGGCUGCGCAAUGAAUCUGUGAUGCUAGGCUCUGCAUUCCAGACCUGGGGUUGCUUGGAAAAACUGCAUUACAAAUGUCGGAAUCUUGUUCCAGACACAGACAUAUUUGCAAUGCAUAGAUCGCGCCGAUCCUCCCCGCGGAGUAUGCUAAGUUAAACAUCGACGUCACGUGGGUUGGGUCGGUGUUUGCGGUCUACUCCGUUGCGGUUUUGCUCUUCACCCCGGUGAUCAGCGAAAAAAUUGCGGCGAAAAAUUCAUCUAGUAGUAAGAACAGUGAAGAUGAAACUAGUACAUCUACGGUUUCUACCACUUCUACCACCGAAAGAACAGGCAAGGAUCUUGUCGACGCGCAGAUGAAAACCACGAAGAGCAACUACACCAGUUCCACGACAAAAACCCGCAUUACGAUUCUUCUCUUCGGUCUCUUGCUGCAGGGGCUCUCCGCGAUUUUGUUCGGCUACACGCCGAUCUGGUUUGCUUCCAACCCGGAAUUUGUCCUUUACCUCCAGAUUUUUACAAGGUUGCUUGGUGGGAUCGGCCAAGCGUUUUCGAAUCUCGCAAUCUUCAGUAUGGUGGCCGACCGGUUUGUGGACGACCUGGGAUUGGUCAUGGGGUUAUACGCAAUACAAAUUUUGAUUUCCUGCUGCACACAACGUGCAUGUGCAAAAUAUGCACUACAAAUAUAUUUUUUCGUCAAGUAUUAAGUUGAGGAUUGAACGAAACUUUUGUCAAAUCCAGAAACCGCAUUUGUACAUCGUCGUGUCGUGUGGGAAAUUUUGAUUUACUGUGGAUAGGUGAAACGAAGUUAUUAUCGGCGUUGGGUUCUCUUGCGGGCCGCCGAUCGGGUCCUGGCUAGAACUCAUCGGGGGCUCGUUUUCUUGCCCGUUUUUGGUGUCGGGAUGCUUGAUGCUGUUUGUCGCGGUCCCGGUCGUGGUUUUGCUCGCGUGGUUUGAGCUGGGAAGUAGGAGCAACCGGAAAAUAUUAAAUCGAAGUCUGGUGCAGCCGGAGCCGGGGAAUAAAGAUAACAGCCUCGUCCAACCUCCAUUAGCGAAAGCCAAAGUGGACGCCAAGAACGUGGAGCAAGAACAAGCAGCACAGACUCCUACUCGUACUCCUUCGUACACCAAGAACGCGGAUAAGAUUACUAAGGAGGAGGAAGCCACGACGUCUAACAUCAACCUCUACUCUGUGCUCGCAAAAGACAACUUCGCAAUCCUGAUUAUCCUGAGUAAAAACGUCCCCACCCCAGAGUUGUCAUGCAAAUGUGCAACGACAGUGCAACAUUUGUAAUGCGCAUCUCCAUGAGAGUCAUUUCCAUAUCUUGUUUUGGAGCUUGUCAUGCUGUAAACAGGAUGAGAACGAAGGUGGCCUUGUCAUGCGGCUUCCGUUGCCAACCACCACUACACUGCAGAUGGAAACUUGUCAUGCACAACUCCCAAAACUUUGGGGAUUUGUGUUGCAGAUUUACCAACUUGACUAUGGGGAGGUGGGGACAUUUUUGCGCAGGAUACUGAUUCCGGCCGGUUUUCUUUUUCUCGGAACCUUCGUUUUCGGCCUGGUUGAGCCCAUCUACGCGAUUCACGCGAAGCAAUUUCUCCAUCUAGACGUCCUCCAAAUCGGCUACAUGUACGCCAUUCUUUCCAUCUCCUACAGUCUCUGCGGCGUUCCGGCGGGCACCAUUGCGGACCGGGAGAAACUGUAUCUCCGGAGCCUGAAGCUGGGCGCGGGGGUGUCCGGGUUUUGCUUGCUGCUGCUGGGGCUGUAUCACUCAGUUCUGCUGGGCGAGGGAAGAAGUGACGAAAGAAGAACGUCGACUGAUGAACUACAAGAGUGCACAGUUAUUGAAGCGGUGAUUUUGGUCCUCCUCGGUCUGGGACAGGCGUUGCUACUCGUGCCAACGCUUCCUGCCAUGAAGCAAACGCAGGAUAGCGGAAUCCACAACUUGCAAGACGGGCAACCUAUGCAAAAAUCCGAAAACACCAACAACACAAACACCGAGUCCGUGACGGAACAGGUCGUCGCUUUGUUCAACAUUUUCACCCAGCUCGGCUUGAUUAUUGGGCCGUUGCUUAUGGGGUUCUCAAACGUUACAUUCUCAGCCGUUCCAUGAUUUGUCAUGCAAACUGACCAUGAGGCGCAGGCGCCAGAUGAUGAAGCUGCUUCGCAUGACAAAUUCUCAGAGAGCUAAAUAGCACUAGAAUCCGCACCAAAUCUGUAUUGCAAGACGCGCAAGGUUCUCCCUCUCACCUGUGCCAUUCUUGCAUCACAACUUCAUGUAACAGUUGAGAAUGUAACAGUUGAGAACGCCAUAUUGCUCGGCGCGUGGUUGCGGAAAGUUUCGGGGUUUUCUAGCACCAUGUUGCUCGGCGCAGUGAUGUAUGGAUUGCAAAUAUGCCUGGGUCUGGAAGGUUGCAACUUGUCAUGCUAAUUCUGGAUCAUGCAAGCAUCUGUGUUGCAUGAGUGCCAGAAGCUGUCCACUUUCGACCAAGUUGGCAGGGAGUUUCUCACGCAGGAUAGGCAUAAUAGGGAUCUCACAGAAUCUGUCAUGCUAGGUGCUGCAUUCCAGACGACAUGGAUAAUGGAAAAUCUGCAUGACAGGUCUCGGAAUCUCCCAGACCCAGACACUUUUGCACAGGAUAUGAUGGUUUGGGGCUACCUGGCGGUGGUGUUGCUGCGGACGGGAAGGGUAGGUGGUGGCGGUGACAGGGUAACGAAAGCCACAUCUUCAAGCAGGGACGAGAAAGAAGAGAGUACUUCUUUCGGAAGCAGUUCGACUGGGGUUGUUGUUCAAGAAAUCUAAUGAUGUCUAUUCAUUUUAGUGGUUCGCUUUCAAUUCGUGUUGUAAUGGGUAAGAAUAUCAAGGUCGUUUCUACACACGAAGAGCAUGCUGUUUCUAAUACCUCCAUCAUAUCUUGAAAUGUUUCGCAACGCGCCUGUAGAAAAUAUUGAAACAGAAAGUUUUCUUUUGUUCACCAGAAUUUUUCGUUGUCUGUAGAAUGCGUUGUGUACUAACGGCAAACGCGACCGGCAGGCACGGCAAGGCAGCAUUUACCAUUUUUUUACUGUUGAUUGAAGAAAGUCGGAAAAUUAAUGAAAGACGUGCCACGAUUGGUGGAAAGAAGACAAGAGAUACGAAAUAAUUGUCAUAGCGUGG
Messenger RNA from Amoebophrya sp. A120, 4440 nucleotides. The record is from the annotation of a GenBank genome assembly. NCBI's taxonomy places the organism in Eukaryota, Dinophyceae, Syndiniales, Amoebophryaceae.